UCUUUUGGCAGUGAAAGGCUGGCUGGUAGUCUCUGUGCUGCUGAGAGAUUGCAUAAUGAGCGGCCCAUCCGCUUACUGCAGACUGCUGGGCUGUUGAAAGUGAGGUGUGGUGUUUUUAAACGUUACCAUGUUAACUGUGGCGUUAAGCAGCGUUUUGGCGGGACUGCUGGCUCUUGUUGUCUACCAGAGGGUGGCUCAUCCCUUCUUCUGGCUGGAUCUCAUGUAUUACUGGAAACUUCGGAGGUACGGGAAGAAGUUGGCGGCUCGUAUGCAGCGAGGAAUAAUCACAUAUCUCGACUGUUUUCUCUAUCAGGCGAGAAAGAAGCCGAACAAAGCCUUCAUCAUCUUCGGAGAGCAGACCCUGACGUACCGGGAUGUGGACCGGAGAAGUAGUCAGUUCGCGAGCGCGUUCAGGACGGUGGGCUCUGUGAAACAGGGAGACAUUGUUGCCCUGUUGAUGUCCAACGAGCCGGACUUCAUCUGCGUGUGGUUGGGACUGUGUAAACUGGGCUGUGAAGUGGCCUUUCUCAACGGGAACAUUAAAGCCAGGUCCCUGCUGCACUCCGUCCACAGCUGCGGGGCCGCGGCGCUGGUCGUCGGCGCAGAUUUGGUGCGUUUGGUGCAGGACGUGCUGCCUGAUCUGAAGCAGGACAACAUGGCGCUGUGGCUGGUGGAUCACACAGCACCGUCAGAGCAUUUCACCACUCUGCUGGAUAAGGUGGAACACAUGUCCGGAGAAACCUUAAGGGAUCUUCCUAAAGUUGACAUCAUGUCCAACUUUCUCUUCAUUUUUACUUCAGGCACCACAGGUCUCUCCAAAGCAGCUCGGGUGGGUCAUCUAAAAGCCAUCAUGAGUAUGACCUUCUUUCAAAUGUGUGGAGCCACAUCUGAUGACAUCAUCUACAUCACUCUUCCUCUCUACCACAUGUCUGCUUCCCUGUUAGGGAUCGGGGGAUGCAUACACCUUGGCGCAACGUGUGUGUUAAAAAAGAAGUUUUCUGCCAGUCAGUUUUGGACGGACUGUGUGAAACACAAUGUGACGGUGGUGCAGUACAUAGGAGAGCUCUGCCGAUACCUGUGCAACCAUCCCACGGUUCCAGAGGAGAGAGCUCACCGUGUCCGGCUGGCAGCAGGAAGCGGGCUCAGGUCAGAUGUUUGGAAGGAGUUUGCCAAACGCUUUGGGAAGAUCCAGAUCAGAGAGGGUUACGGCUUGACCGAGGCCAGCGUCGGCUUCCUCAACUACACCGAUGAGGUCGGACCAAUCGGGAGGGCCAGCUAUUUCAACAAGCUUUCUAUGCCCUUUGAGCUCCUGAGAUAUGAGCCACAAACAUUCGAGCCAGUCCGAACAGACUCUGGAAGAUGCAUACGAGCACAAAUCGGAGAGGCAGGGAUCCUGGUCGCUCCUCUGACAGCUAUGAACCAGUUCCUGGGCUACGCUGGGAACCAGGUCCAGUCUGAGAAGAAGCUGCUCCGGGACGUCUUUAAAGCUGGGGAUGUCUACUUCAACACUGGAGACCUCCUGCUGCACGAUCACAGGGACUUCCUUCACUUCCGUGACCGCAUCGGAGACACCUUCAGGUGGAAAGGAGAGAAUGUGUCCACCACAGAGGUGUUGGAGGUUUUCGGUCUUCUUGAUUUUAUCCAGGAGGCCAACAUCUACGGAGUCACCAUACCAGGAUAUGAAGGUCGCGCAGGCAUGGCUGCUGUUGUCUUGAAACAGGAUCACAAAUUAAAUGGAAAAAAACUCUACAACCAUUUAGUAGAAACCCUUCCUGCAUACGCUUGGCCGUGGUUUCUCAGAAUACAGACCUCUCUGGAUGUGACUGAGACCUUCAAGCAGCAGAAGGGGAAGCUGGUCCAGGAGGGUUUUAACCCAGAUGUCACCCAGGAUCCUCUGUAUUUCUUAGAUGUCUCUCAGAAGGACUAUGUUCUCCUGACUGUACGUCUGUAUCAUGACAUUGUGUCUGGAAAGAUCAAAUUAUAAACAUGUUGGGACUCAUUGAUGCAGGAGUACAGCGAAAGAUAAGCCACAUUUCCAUUUGACUGUACUUAAAACCCUGCCUCCUAACCCCUUUAAACAAAGCUCUAUCAACCAUUUUCACAGUUUGCAUCAUGGAUGUAUAAUAUUAACUGAAAUUGAGCCUGUUGAGUUCAAUGGAGUUGCUCUCUUGGCGCAAACUCCCCAAAAGUUUAUAAGCGUCCCGGUUUACUUUUGUGACAUGCGACCCACUGAAUCUGCGCAGUAGUAUUUCUCCUGCUGACCCACAGACUUUACAUUGUGCUGAUGUCACAUGUUUUUAAUUUAAAUCACUUUUUAUAUUUGAAGGUUAUCAAAUAUAAAAAGUCUAUGGAUUAAAGAACUUCAUAGCAUAGAACGAGUCAUUGCCGCCUGUUUACUGUUUGAGAUGUCCUGGCAGUAGUUCUACAGACACUCUUUUACAAUGGUGAGCUACAGUAUAGGGGGAAAUCUUUUCUGGCCGCAGCGGGAUUUUUCCAUGCAAUACAGCGAGUGGCCACUGGAAAGAAUUUGGCUGCAAGGCUGAGUUCCCUUCCUGGGAACCUGGUUUGAAUAUGCUGAACGGGCUUUAAGCAUCCGCUCUUCAGAAAUGGUGAAGACAAGUGACUGCUUAACUGUUUUUAUUUAUUAUUGGACUUAGCACUACCAGCACAUAUUUCACAUUUAAGAGCAAUGUGCUAUAGUUUAGUUUAGUGUAAAACUUUAUACCAGGGUUUCCGCAGGGUCUUUUAUAUAGUCUAAAAAAGUCUAAAAUUUCCAAAUCAAAAUGGUAGGCCCUAAGAAGUCUUGAAGUAUUGUGUUCUAGGUCCUAAAUCAUUUUUAACAGAUCUUAAUUUUCCUACGUCAAUGCAACGCUACCUCUA
Molecule: messenger RNA, 2880 nt
Organism: Perca flavescens (yellow perch)
Lineage: Eukaryota; Metazoa; Chordata; Actinopteri; Perciformes; Percidae
Product: very long-chain acyl-CoA synthetase
Exons: 10
Coding region: 128-1984 (618 amino acids)
Biological process (GO): long-chain fatty acid import into cell; long-chain fatty acid metabolic process
Cellular component (GO): plasma membrane; endoplasmic reticulum membrane
Molecular function (GO): long-chain fatty acid transmembrane transporter activity; long-chain fatty acid-CoA ligase activity
Source: RefSeq, a predicted model, not a curated record